Messenger RNA from Panicum hallii, 1539 nucleotides. Its product is annotated as ethylene-responsive transcription factor 1-like. The record is from RefSeq and is a predicted model, not a curated record. The coding region runs from base 66 to 1043 and encodes 325 amino acids. Gene Ontology annotation, biological process: ethylene-activated signaling pathway; regulation of DNA-templated transcription. Gene Ontology annotation, molecular function: DNA-binding transcription factor activity; DNA binding. The transcript is spliced from 2 exons. Lineage: Eukaryota; Viridiplantae; Streptophyta; Magnoliopsida; Poales; Poaceae.
UCGGCAGCCUCCGUGGUUCUAAACAACACGAACAACCCAAGAAAAACUUUUCGGAACGGUGAACAAUGUGCGGAGGCGCCAUCCUCGCGGAGCUGAUCCCGUCGCCGCGGCGGGCGGCGUCGAAGCCGGUGACCGCGGGCCACCUCUGGCCGGCGGGCUCCGACUCCAAGAAAGCCGGCAGCGGCAGGAACAAGAGGCUCCAGCUCGCCGACGUCGACGACUUUGAGGCCGCCUUCGAGGACUUCGCCGACGAUUUUGACGAGGAGGAGGUUGAGGACCACCACUUCAUGUUCUCGUCCAAAUCCGCAUUCUCCCCAGCCCACGGCAGGAGCGCGGCGAGCCAGAAGAAGCGCGGCCGCCGCCAUUUCCGCGGCAUCCGGCAGCGCCCCUGGGGCAAGUGGGCGGCGGAGAUCCGCGACCCGCACAAGGGCACCCGCGUCUGGCUCGGCACCUUCAGCACCGCCGAGGACGCCGCCCGGGCCUACGACGUCGAGGCACGCCGCCUCCGCGGCAGCAAGGCCAAGGUCAACUUCCCCGCGGCCGGCGCGCGCCCGCGCCGCGGCAACCUGAGAGCCGCGCCGAGACUGCAGCGCCACCAUGCCGCAGCGCAGCCCGCGUUGCUUGCAGGAGAGAAUCAGCAGGAGGAGGAGAUCGCCGUGAAGCCUGAAAUUGAGGCGGCGUUCGACGUGGGCAGCUUCUUCGACAUGACCUUCCCCGCCUUUCCCGCGGCGCCGCCGGCCAUGGGGAGCUCCUUCACCGGCAGCACAGGGUCGGAGUCCGGUAGCCCCGCAAAGAAGCUGAGAUACGACAACGACUCGUCCGAUGGGAUGAGCUCCGGCGGUGGCUCCGCGCUGGAGCUCGCUGACGAGCUCGCGUACGAUCCGUUCAUGGUGCUCCAGCUGCCCUACUCCGGUGGCUACGAGUCCCUCGACGGCCUGUUCGCCGUCGACGCCGCCCAGGACGUGAACGGCGUGAACAGCGACAUGAACGGUUUUAACCUGUGGAGCUUCGACGAGUUCCCCAAUGACAGCGAUGUUUUCUAACGCGCCCUACCAGUUUCGCUCAGCUGUAAGCACCUGAAUUCAUCACCAUGGCCUUUUCUGUUCCUCUUGUUGACUUGUUCAUCGACCACCCUACGUCACGGGCUCUGAUUCUUGGUUCAGGGACGGCGCCGGUGCUCAACCGGACGAUCGAUGCAGCUGAUGAGGGCGACUGCCGAUCGUUUGCUUGUUGAUUGGCGUGUAAUCAUAUGUCAGAGUACUGUACUGUAGUGCUUGAGUUUGCUCGCUAGAUUAUUCUGCAUCUGUACUGCCGGCCUCCUGAUCAAACUGUACUCUACUCUGAAUAUUUGUACUGCUCGUUUGGUGCUUCCUAUUGUGGGUCAAUAAUCCUAUGAAUUUGAUCAUGUCGGCAGUGGUCGUAUAUAUUGUACGGUUUGUGAUUGUUAUGCCAUAUAAGUUUGUGAACCUGGUUCUACAUACUAGCCAUCCUUCCAUGUUUCAGUCUAAGUAUGUAAUAAGGAGAUCAUAAUUUUCUGAA